This is a messenger RNA of Homalodisca vitripennis (glassy-winged sharpshooter), 450 nucleotides long. RefSeq lists its product as uncharacterized. The record is from RefSeq and is a predicted model, not a curated record. NCBI's taxonomy places the organism in Eukaryota, Metazoa, Arthropoda, Insecta, Hemiptera, Cicadellidae. The coding region runs from base 1 to 450 and encodes 149 amino acids. The transcript has 2 exons.
AUGUGGGAGAUCGUUAAUGAAAGUAGAGGGAAGAAUCAGUCUCCAUGUAAUGUCCCCCGCACCGUCAAAGAUGACAAGGGAGUUGAUAUCAGUGAUCCAAAACUGGUCUCAAACAUGUUUAACAAAUUCUUUAUUGAUGUGUCUAAUAGUGCAUCAACCUCAUCCAGACGGUCAACUGUCAAUGCAAUGUUUACGCUCAUCAACAAAAUAGUAAAUGCCUUGGAUAGAGGUAGAUCUGCUUCCGGUGUCUUUUUUUUCGAUCUUCGGAAGGCUUUCGAUGUGGUUUCCCAUGACAUCAUGUUGGAAAAGCUCGAAGGCAUUGGAGUUCGAGGAGUGGCGAACCAAUGGCUUUCAUCUUAUUUGAGGGAUCGUCGACAGCCGUUAGAAGUGUCCUUCAUCGAUGCUGCAGGCACUGUGAGGCGAGGGGGCGAUGCUACUCGGAUGUGCUGA